AUAUUUUUGUCAGUGAUUGAUGAACUUAAGCAACGAGUCUUUCAGGUUAUGGCAGCCAGGAGUCCAAGCAUUUGGCUUCAAAAAGCUCUUUACAGAAAAUAUUUAAGGUACUUUUCUUAUUUUUGUACAUGAUAGAUUGCAUUGACAUUACAAUUUUGGUUUUGAUUGUUAUGUUAGUUCAAAUGUGCAAUGCCCCCGAACUGUUCCUGCCAAAUCUUCAAAGUCUAAGUGUCAAGAUUGGCUAUGAUUUCAUCAAUUUCACAAAAGAUGGGUGAAGCCAAAGUGAAAGCUAGAUGUGUUCCUAAGCAGAGUGCAACUACCCCAAAUGUGAAGGCAGCAAAGCAACUAUCUACCAAGGCCUUGACUACUCCAAGAAACAAAAAGUGCCUCUCACAUCAAGGUACUUUUCGAAGUGUUCGGAACCCCAAACCGGCUACCAUUGAGGUGCCAAAGAAUAGAGUGGUGGCCAAAGCUUUGGUUUUUCACUCUCCAAAGAAGUCAGUGAAGUUGAAGAAGUCUGUAGAAUUAACAAAGAUAUGUGCAGGGAUGAAGAAGCUUGAGAUCACUGAGAAGAGUACAUUGGGGAGUAAUAAGACUUUAGAUGCUUCAAGGAAACAGUUAAGAGGAAGAGAGGUUAAAAGCCGGGUAUAUGAUUCUUUGCUUUCUCAGAAUCAGAAGAAGCAGGAAGCUAAAUCUUUAAAUUGUUUGAAGAAAAAGAACAAGGGAACAGACUUGCAGUUGUCCAAGGGACCUAUGUCUCAUGAACCGAAAGAAAAGGACUCAACUGAGAAGAAGAUUGAGGCAGAGGAUGGCUCUUUGGAAGUUUGCUCAACUGAGAGGUUGGAGCAAGCAAUAGACGAGAAAGUCAAAUUUUCAUCUCCCUUAAGGAGUAACAUGACCUCCAUUUCAAACUCUGAAGGGAAGAAUGCUGGAGGUGCUGAUGUUCCCAAAUCCCAAAAUGGAGGACAGAAUGAAAUUAAUGACAGGGGCAGCCAUGAAGAGAACAUUGAACCAUGUUCUAAGGGCAAGGAAAUCCUUGAAGCCAUGGCGACUGAUGGCAAAGAAAAUGCUUUGGCAUCUCACAUGAAAGUAAGCGAAAGCAAAGUCAUGGAGAUUGACGAUAAGGAAAAUGCAUCAGCUUUUGAUGUAGACAGAAGAUUGAAUUGCACCAUUGGAAAUUUGGUGAGAAAUAAUGUUUUUGGGAAGCAUGGAGCUUCUAAAAGUAUUCAAAAGGUAACUAAAGUAACCAGUAACACGUUGAAAGAAAACUCAUCUGCAGUCAAUGGUGCUCAAGGGAUGAAGUACAGAAAACCUAAGCUCACAAAUCCCAAGCCUUUUCGGCUUAGAACUGAUGAAAGAGGAAUAUUAAAGGAAGAGCAAACCUGGAGAAGAAGCAUCUUCAAGCACCAUUGAAAGAAACAGCAACCUUUCCAGGAUCCCAAAGUGGAAACUCAUGGAGAAAACAUCAGAAUGUACAAGUUAGUGCUUUAAGUUUAGACCUGUUAUUAUAUACAUGGAAUAAAUAAAGCCCUGGACUAAUGGUUUUUUUUUUCCCUGUCUACAGAGAAAUGAAAAGUGCCUUGGACAAUUUGGAACUGUUAAUUGUGCACAUGAAGGCAGUGACAAUGAAUAAGAUGCAAGAACUCCAAAAGAUCAAACAGUAAAUUAAUUUUCUAAGAACUAGAAAAAAGAAAGAGGGAAAAG
Messenger RNA from Durio zibethinus, 1704 nucleotides. The record is from RefSeq and is a predicted model, not a curated record. NCBI's taxonomy places the organism in Eukaryota, Viridiplantae, Streptophyta, Magnoliopsida, Malvales, Malvaceae.